ACUGAGGUCAGUCCACUCAUGGCGUCCAACGUGUCCAAGAAUCAAAACCGUUCUGUUUCUUCUCCUUCUGAUUCCAACUCAAGAUCUCUUUGGUGAAGUGGGUCGGCGACGAAAAUCAGAGAAAGAUGAUGAGGGUUGAAGGAAGGGCGUAUCAGGAGUUGUCACCUAGUUACUAUGGGAUUUGUACAGUUGGAGGAAUGCUCAGUGCCGGAACGAUCCAUCUCGCUAUCACUCCUCUGGACGUCUUGAAAGUGAAUAUGCAGGUGAACCCAAUCAAGUAUAAUAGUAUUACAUCAGGUUUGAAUACCCUCUGGAAAGAACAAGGUCCUUCUGCCCUAUGGAGGGGUUGGUCCGGCAAGUUAUUUGGAUAUGGUGUUCAAGGGGGCUGCAAAUUUGGUCUCUAUGAAUACUUCAAGAGGGUUUACUCAGAUGUGUUGGUGGAUCAAAACAGGAGUGUCAUAUUCUUUGUCAGCAGUGCUUCUGCUCAAGUAUUUGCUGAUGUAGCUCUCUGCCCUUUUGAGGCUGUCAAAGUCCGAGUUCAAACACAGCCCCAUUUCGCAAAGGGCUUGGCUGAUGGGUUCCCAAAAUUAUAUGCAACUGAAGGGCUCUCUGGCUUUUACAAAGGACUUUUUCCGCUUUGGGGGCGUAAUCUUCCAUUCUCUAUGACGAUGUUUUCAACAUUUGAGCAUUCAAUAGACUUCAUAUAUGACAACAUUAUCCAAAAAAAGAAAGAAGAUUGCUCAGUGGCCCAGCAGCUUGGUGUGACAUGUUUGGCGGGCUAUGCAGCUGGAGCUUUUGGUACCUUAAUCUCUAACCCUGCGGACAACAUUGUUUCCUCCCUUUAUAACAAAAACGCAGAAAAUGUGUUGCAGGCUGCGAAGAAUAUUGGGUUUGCUAAUUUGUUUACUAGGAGUCUUCCUCUUCGAAUUACAUUUGUGGGGCCUGUUGUGACAUUGCAGUGGCUCUUUUAUGACACCAUUAAAGUUCUAAGUGGAUUCCCUACAAGUGGAGGGCCUGUCAGGCAUAUCGAAGAAGCUGAUAGAUCCGCUUAAGCUCGUGGGAAUGAUAAACUACAGUUUGAUCACUUCUUCUGCAACUACAGGAAAAAAAAUUAUCAACCCUGCAGAAACUAACAGCAAUUCUUAUAUAGCUUUUACAAGACAAAAAUAUACCUUGCUUUUAUGCCCAGAUUCUGCAAUAAGGGUAGUUCAUCAAAUUUUCUCUACCAUCUUUACUUCUUUAGGUACUUCAUUGCAUCUUAGUCCAAGGUUUAUUAAAUUUUCGGGUUACAAAUUUCAGUCGCAUCUGCAUGAAUCUGCAGGCCAGCUUCAUUAGUCACUAUCUUUUGAUUGUAUAUCCAUGGAAAUUUAUAAUGUAAGCAACUAUUUUCGUCUUGGGAGACAUUUUGUUCUAGACAAUGAAGUGUUUAGGUAUGUUGACUUA
Vitis riparia (riverbank grape) is the source of this 1443-nucleotide messenger RNA. Its product is annotated as mitochondrial phosphate carrier protein 1, mitochondrial-like. Gene Ontology annotation, cellular component: mitochondrial inner membrane. The coding region runs from base 126 to 1052 and encodes 308 amino acids. The transcript has 6 exons. The record is from RefSeq and is a predicted model, not a curated record. NCBI's taxonomy places the organism in Eukaryota, Viridiplantae, Streptophyta, Magnoliopsida, Vitales, Vitaceae. Gene Ontology annotation, molecular function: phosphate transmembrane transporter activity. Gene Ontology annotation, biological process: mitochondrial phosphate ion transmembrane transport.